AGUCCUGUGACUUCUGUGCAGGCAGCGUUGCGUUCACUUCCCACUCCGUGCCAGUAAGAAUAUGCUUCCAGAAGACUGAUUGGAAAUCAAUUAAACUGAAAGGAACGUAUUUGCACCUUCAACCCCUACCACCUCAUACUUCUCAGAUCUUCAAAUUGAGCGGCAUCAUUCCUUGGAUGCAAUAAACCGCAGAUGUUUGAUGAGUUCACAGUAACAAAACAUAAAAAACUUGAAAGAAAUAAAAGAAGUCCCAUCUCGAGAGAGAAAAAAGUUGAGCGGGUGACUCAUUUGUUCAGACCGCAGACCAGAAAGAGAGAGAUGGAGAGGAGCAACCACCUUCUGCGACUGCCAAACAUGCACAGCAACGGGCUGAACGCUGCCGGUGACCACAAAAGGACUCCGAGAUCUCUACGGAGCAAAUAUUCACCAAAGUUUUAGCUGAUUCUUCUGAACCAUUUAAAAGGAAUCAAGAAUUGAGAGAUGGCGACACCCAAAAACACUCCUCGAGGCGCAAGCUCCCCACUUUCCCCCAACCGCAUCACCCGUCUCCAAGAGAAGGAGGAUCUCAGCAACCUCAACGACCGCCUGGCCGUUUACAUCGACAAGGUCCGGUCCCUGGAGGUGGAGAACGCCGGCCUGCGUCUGCGCAUCACCGAGUCCGAGACCGAGGUGUCCCGGGAGCUGACGGGCCUCAAGGCCGCCUACGAGACGGAGCUGGCGGACGCCCGGAAGACUCUGGACUCUGUGGCCAAAGAGCGUGCGCGUCUGCAGCUGGAGGUGGGCAAGCUGAGGGAGGAUUACAAGGAGCUAAAAGCAAGGAACACUAAAAAAGAAUCGGAUCUGGCAGGAGCGCUGCUGAGACUCAAAGACUUGGAGGCCUUGCUGAACUCCAAGGACGCGUCUUUGACGACCGCAUUGGGAGAAAAGCGUAGCCUUGAGGCAGAAAACAGGGACCUGAAGACGCAGGUUGCUAAGCUCGACACCAGCCUGGGCGAUGCCAGAAAGCAACUGCAGGACGAGAUGCUGAGGAGAGUGGAUGGAGAGAACCGCAUUCAGACCCUCAAAGAGGAGCUGGAGUUCCAGAAGAACCUCCAUUCUGAGGAGCUGCGCGAGGUGAAGCGACGCCAUGAGUCCCGUAUGGUCGAGUUGGACAACGGCCACCAGCAGGACUUUGAAAGCAAACUGGCCGAGGCCUUGAUGGAGAUGCGAAGCCAGCAUGAGCUGCAAGUAAAACUCUACAAGGAUGAGCUGGAGAAGACCUACAAUGCCAAGCUGGAAGGCGCGCGUCAGUCAGCGGAUCGCAGCAGCCACCUGGUGGGGGCGGCGCACGAGGAGCUUCAGCAGACGCGGGUGCGCAUGGAGUCUAUGUCGGCCCAGCUCAGCCAGCUGCAGAAACAGCUUGCAGCUCGUGAUGCAAAGGUGAAGGACCUGGAGGAGGCUCUGUCUCGGGAGCGGGAUACCAUGCGUCGCCUUCUGGGAGAGAAAGACCGAGAAAUGGCCGAGAUAAGGCAGCGGAUGCAGCAGCAGCUGGACGAAUAUCAGGAGCUGAUGGACGUCAAGUUGGCACUCGAUAUGGAAAUAUGUGCCUACAGGAAGCUGCUCGAGGGCGAGGAGGAAAGGCUGCGUCUUUCUCCAAGUCCACCGCCGACGAGGAUGGCAGGAAGUCGCUCCUCGGCCGCGUCGGCUCACUCCCGAUCCUUCAACUGCGGCGCUCAGACGUCUCCCCCGAAGAGGCGGCGCCCCAACGACACGGACAGCGAGGCCUCGAGCUUCGCUGGCGGUGCCGUCGCGCGGACCCGCGUCACCCAGCAGGCCUCUGCCAGCGGGCGUGUCACGGUGGAUGAGGUGGACCAGGAAGGCAAAUACGUCCGACUCAGCAAUAAAGCUGAUGAGGACCAGAAUUUGGGCAACUGGCAGGUGAAGCGCCAGGUUGGCUCUUCAGCACCGAUUGCAUUCAAGUUUCCCGCAAAGUUCAUCUUGAAGGCUGGCCAGAGGGUCACGAUCUGGGCGGCUGGUGCAGGAGGACACCACAGCCCUCCCUCUGACUUGGUCUGGAAGACCCAAGCCAACUGGGGCACCGGAGACCAGUUCCAGACCACCUUGAUCAGCGCUAAUGGAGAGGAAAUGGCGAUGAGGAAAGUCACUCGCACGCAUUUUGACGAUGAUGAUGAUGACAUGGUGGCUCACAGCACCUGCGGGGACAGCGAGUACAACCUGCGUAGUCGCACGGUCCUGUGCGGCUCCUGCGGCCUCCCCUCGGACAAGUCCAACAACUGCAGCAGCGUGUCCUCAGCUUCCCGCUCCUUCCGCAGCGGUGGCAUCUCGGAGGGUCUGUUGCCCCACUCGUACGUGUUCAGCACCAGCACAGCUCGCAAGAGUGGAACACGUAUUGAGAAAUGUCCAAUAAUGUGAGGCCUUGGAUCGUUGGUGUUCAUUUUUCAUACCAAUUCAUUUAUAUAGUUAGGUUUCUUUGAUACAAUUUUCUCCAUGUAAUCUCCAAGUUGAUUUACGCUCAAACUGUACAUAAGCAUGCUUAUGGAAAUUUGUCAGGCAAUUAUAUAUGAGCUGUAUAGUUUCAUACAGAAUUUUGACAUCUUAACAUUAGACUUGGGCCUUUUUUUUACUUAAUAGUUAAAACUAUGCUUUUGUACUUCUCGUAUCAAUUUAUAAACAUGUCACUU
Messenger RNA from Syngnathoides biaculeatus (alligator pipefish), 2681 nucleotides. RefSeq names its product lamin-A-like. Bases 481 to 2412 code for a protein of 643 amino acids. The record is from RefSeq and is a predicted model, not a curated record. Lineage: Eukaryota; Metazoa; Chordata; Actinopteri; Syngnathiformes; Syngnathidae. The transcript is spliced from 14 exons.